Rana temporaria (common frog) is the source of this 1846-nucleotide messenger RNA. RefSeq names its product tripartite motif containing 65 (gene TRIM65). The record is from RefSeq and is a predicted model, not a curated record. Lineage: Eukaryota; Metazoa; Chordata; Amphibia; Anura; Ranidae. Bases 140 to 1804 code for a protein of 554 amino acids. The transcript has 6 exons. Gene Ontology annotation, molecular function: protein binding.
CAGGCACCUCCUCCUCCAGGAAGGCUGGAACGAGUUUCAGUUUCGUUUCUGCUGAUUCGUCUUUCCAGUUCUGUCAUUGCCUUGUCUUCCCCAUAACAGCUUCUUCCCGUGGCUGUACCCUGUGUCCAGUCCUCUUAUAAUGUCACAAACUCCGAAGGAGGUGGAUUCCAUCAAGAGCAGCCUGAGCUGCAGCAUCUGCCUUGAAAUAUUCACUAACCCUUUAAGUCUUUCUUGUGGGCACACCUUCUGCCAGGCAUGUAUUCAUGGGCACUGGGACUCCCCGAAUUCCUCACCUGGUACUUUCAGCUGUCCUGAUUGUAGGGGAAACUUUCCCCAGCGGCCAGAACCCCAAAAAAAUGUUUGCCUGCAAAAAGUGGUGGAUGAUUGGAAAGUACUGGAGCAGAUGAGGAUUCUGGUGGCACCAGCUCUCGGAGAAAGUGGACCCAAGGGAGCUAGGACUGUGUGCCAGGACCACAAUCAGGAACUGACUUUAUAUUGCUGCACAGAGAAACGGUGCAUAUGCUGCAAGUGCGUGCUGAAAAGCUGCCGGAAUCAUAACCUCCAGGAUAUAGAAGAGCACAGCGAGAAAGAGAGGACAAGUCUUUUAAAUGAUUUUGUAUCCAAUGGUCACCAGAAAGGGAACAUAGAAAAAGAGAUUGAGGACUGGAACACUAAAAGUGAGAAUAUUAAGGACUUUCAUACUACCCUGGUGGCCAGAGUGAUGACCAAGUUUGACCAAGUGCAGAAAACAUUGGAGGAAAGUCAGACGCUGGUUGUUGAGUCUACAAGGUGUGAAGAGAAAGUAGCCUUGGCCCAGGUUUCUGACCAUCUUCAUCUGCUACAGCAACAUCUUCAGGACCUAAACAAGUAUCAUACAGAAGCAGAGCAGCUACUCGAUACCAAGACUAGUGAUGCAGAAUUUCUAGAGGGUCUUCCACAACUUUCCCCAGUUGGAUGUGCUCCAGUACCACCAAAUGUUCAGCUCUGUGGAACAGCACAGAUGAAUGCAAUCACUAAGGUUCUGCCUGAAGUCACAAGACUACUUCAAGAGGAGCUGCCCAAUGCAUUACACCCUGUGGCCACACAAGCAGGCACUAUAGAGAUCUCAGCAAAGUCUUCCAGUUUUGGUAUAACAAGUACAUGUCGCCCAACACAGACCUCAGGAACAUUUCCUAGUAAACUGAAGAGAGAACUAGUAACAGAUCCCACAACCAUGAGCACCAUCAGAAACAAGCUUUUUCAAGAUUACAGAAACCUGAUGUUUGACCUAGAGACAGCCAACAAACACAUUAUAAUAUCCAAUCAGAAUUGUAAAGCCACACACAAGACAAGUUCAAGGGGUAAUAAUGUUCCUGAAUCCCCCAAGAGAUUUCAAAGCUGGCAGGUGAUGUGCACAGAAGGAUUCUCGGAAGGAAGCCAUUACUGGGAGGUGGAGAUAUCAACCUUCUUUGUGCAGAUAGGGGUAGCUUAUGAUUCCUUAAAACGUACCAAAGAAAUGGAAAACCAAAUUGGAAGAAACAGCUGUUCUUGGAGUCUGGAGUUACGGAGCAUGGGCCACUCUGCUUGGCAUGGUAACAAAGAAGUUUUGCUGAACUUACCAAUGUACAAAAGGAUUGGUGUUCACUUAGACUGUGCGGCUGGCAGCAUUACCUUCUAUGGCAUCAAGGAUGGGGAGCUGGAAAAUCUACACAUGUUCCACUGUGUUUUCUUUGAAAGAUUGUACCCUGUAUUUUGGAUUGGAGAAGAUGUCGGUGUCAAAUUGCACCAUGUGCAAAAUAAAGUAGGGGAGGAUGGGGCAGUGUGAAGAAAUCUAGCUAUGCAAUAUAAAAAUAUAUUUGAAAAAGAA